Molecule: messenger RNA, 716 nt
Organism: Cebus imitator (Panamanian white-faced capuchin)
Lineage: Eukaryota; Metazoa; Chordata; Mammalia; Primates; Cebidae
Gene: ATXN7L3B
Product: ataxin 7 like 3B
Exons: 1
Coding region: 337-630 (97 amino acids)
Biological process (GO): regulation of gene expression
Source: RefSeq, a predicted model, not a curated record
CACUGAGGGGCGGAAGCGGGGAGGCGGGGCUAGGCCCGACAAGGGAGCGGAAGAGGCCCAGGCGGCUGGGUGAGGCGCUGAGACGGUUUAGCGUUGAGUCCUUGGCCAGGCGCGGCCAAAAGCCCCGCAACCCGGGAGACGCCAAAACAAACCGGAGGACUUGGGAUUCCGGAGCAGUUGCCGCUGCCGCUGCUUCUGCCGCCGUGCACGCCACCGACCCGCCGCCGGAGGACUCGGCCCUGAAAGGCCUGUAGGCCUAGGCGCGGCCCGCGGAGCCAGACGUGUUGCUGCCGUGAGUAAAACGAGCGCCCUCUCCGCAGUCGUUUACGAAUUAAAAUGGAGGAAAUUUCGUUGGCCAACCUGGAUACUAACAAGCUAGAGGCCAUCGCUCAGGAGAUUUACGUAGACCUGAUAGAGGAUUCUUGUUUGGGAUUCUGCUUUGAGGUGCACCGGGCAGUCAAGUGUGGCUACUUCUACCUGGAGUUCGCAGAGACUGGUAGCGUGAAGGAUUUUGGCAUUCAGCCAGUGGAAGACAAAGGAGCGUGCCGUCUCCCGCUUUGCUCCCUUCCGGGAGAACCUGGGAAUGGGCCUGAUCAGCAGCUGCAGCGCUCACCUCCGGAAUUCCAGUAGCUGCAAAAUGAGAUUCUGAGAGUGGCCAGGACAAUAACAUAGACUGGUCCUGUGGCUUGAGGAGUAAGCUAAGUAGAAAAAAGUAG